GAGGAGCUAAUAUAACAGGUUUUAGCACAUUUUGUGUUUAAAUGGCCAGGAAAAUAAAAGAUGAGGGGCACAUGUGAGCCUCGCUCGUGACUUUAGGGGCAAAAAUGCAUCUUUUCCGUUUGCCAGACCAGUAAUGCUAAAGUUCAAAAGUACAGCUCAUUAUUCUGUGUACAUGUGAAUGAAAAAAGCAAAGAAAAAAAAAAAAAGAAACUAUCCGUUGGAGCCGACGUAAAAUCUUGAACGUUAAGCCUACCGUUGAGUGAGUCCCACUUCCUCUCUGGACACACCAUGUGAAUAUUUAUAUUUAUGGAGUCUCUGCCUCGGGCCAUCCCAGUAGUGUACACUGCAUUUGCAUAAACACAUAUCUUUCUCUCUCUCUCUCUCUCUCUCUCUCUCUCUCUCUCUGUGAAAUCGAAAGGAAACGAAGAAGAAGAAAAGGAAGAUGGGUAUGGUGGUGGUGAUCUCUCUGCCAUUGAUAAUAUUCAGUAUAGUGCUUGGUUUUGGUUGUUAUUUCUUAGGAAGAGCAAGAGGCAGACAAGAUGUCCGUACAAAUGCUCAAGUUUAUGGAGUACCCACUCCACCUCCAGGCACUGUGACUAAUACUUCUACAUAUGCCUCUUCUUACCCAUCAUCUCCUCCACCAGUAUUUCAUACCAAGCCUGACAAUUUUGCCAAUAUUUAGACACUCGGACCUCUUACACAUUAUUAUAUGUUUUUAGUGUGAUUCUUUUGUAUGCUCCUUUCAAUAUUUUCUUUGAUUUUUAUUUUUAAAUUUUUACUUCUUUUGAUGGAUUUUAAAUUAGAGCAGGCCAAUUAAGCUAAUUGUAGGCUGCUCUUUGUAUAUUGGGUUAUUGUCAUAUGAAUUAACGAAAGAGAUGGAGUUUUCUAA
Molecule: messenger RNA, 889 nt
Organism: Ricinus communis (castor bean)
Lineage: Eukaryota; Viridiplantae; Streptophyta; Magnoliopsida; Malpighiales; Euphorbiaceae
Exons: 1
Coding region: 443-682 (79 amino acids)
Source: RefSeq, a predicted model, not a curated record